Messenger RNA from Helianthus annuus (common sunflower), 516 nucleotides. Its product is annotated as stamen-specific protein FIL1. Lineage: Eukaryota; Viridiplantae; Streptophyta; Magnoliopsida; Asterales; Asteraceae. The transcript is spliced from 2 exons. The record is from RefSeq and is a predicted model, not a curated record. Bases 40 to 306 code for a protein of 88 amino acids.
AUAUAAGCAAUAUAUAUUAUAUAGUGUAGUUAAUUAGCCAUGGGUGCAUCUCGGAUCAGCCAAGUGAUAUUGGUUUCGUUAAUAGUAGCUCUUGUGGCUCGAACCCAUGGUCAAACAUGUCCCAACCAACUCGGUACUCUGAACGUGUGUGCACCCUUUGUGGUGCCUGGUUCCACAGACGCGACCCCUAGCUCAGAGUGUUGUUUGGCUCUUCAGUCAGUUGAUCGUGAUUGUCUUUGUAACACCGUUCGUAUUGCAACUACUCUCCCUACGCAAUGCAACUUUCCGGUUACUUGCGGAAAUUGAAGUGGAUACGAAGGGAGGAGAGGGGGCAAGAGGCCAAGAGUUGGUUAUCAGCUAAUUUCACUUGAGUUUUUUUAAUUUGUUUUUGGUUUGUCGUUUGUAAGUUGAAAAUGGGAGAAUUAGUCAAGCAAUGGAGGAAAUUAACUAAUUUAGUGUAUAAUGGCCCAAAAAGCAAAACCAACUAUGAAUAAAAAAAUGUUAUGGUUUGUUUUA